Molecule: messenger RNA, 857 nt
Organism: Aspergillus costaricaensis CBS 115574
Lineage: Eukaryota; Fungi; Ascomycota; Eurotiomycetes; Eurotiales; Aspergillaceae
Exons: 2
Coding region: 148-825 (225 amino acids)
Source: RefSeq, a predicted model, not a curated record
GGCAUUAUCAUGAUCACCUCACCCCCACCCAGCUGUAGAACAAAAAGCCGGUGAUUAUCUGCUACAUUUGUAGUUAUAUUAGGAAUUCGCCCUUUUCAUUCUACCUCUUCAUACCCUAUUUCUUCCUAUCCCUACUGAAACCCAACCAUGGACCUCGACGAUCCGCCCAUAGAGCUUACGCCCUCUCCCAUGCGCGUCCUUGUGCAAACACUAACUCACCUCGUUCCGUCGGACAAUCUUAUCGCCAAUGGUGAGCCAUACGGUGACAAGCUACUCUCCAUGCUCGACCGAACCUGCAAACAUGUUUGGGAUUUUCCAUAUGAACCAGGCCUGCAACGAUGGUACUCCUACGGCGACGAGUUUGGCUACAACAACCGGGUCUGCUUUUUCCUAUUAGACUAUGGCACUGCUCCGAACGGUAAUGAUGAGGAGGUUCCAAUCCAGUGUUUUACGUGGGAUGGAGAGAAAUUCAUACCCAAGCCAGAUCUUCUCCAGAGCAAAGAUAUUCAAGACGAGUUGAAGGAGGUACCGUUUACACCAGGCCCUUCCGACCGUGGUGAGAUACCGCCGAUGCGGGAUAUAGUGCGGCGGAGGCUACGGAAAGCACAGUUUUUGUCGAAACGUGAGCUUGACUAUAUGGCGGAGCAUCCGGAGGAUCAAGAGUGGCUGGAAAGAAAGCUGAAACCAAGGUUUUGGGCAAGCUUCCUGGAGCAAAUGGAGAAGAGGGCAAAAGAAAGGGAGACGGAGAGGGAAGAGCCCAAAGAGGGACACGAAGUCGACCCGGCACAGGAAGAAGGGAACCGGGCUAAAGCAAUGGGGAAAUAAUUAUGCCGUGUACAUAUGUGGAUCAAUGCAAC